Molecule: messenger RNA, 2003 nt
Organism: Phascolarctos cinereus (koala)
Lineage: Eukaryota; Metazoa; Chordata; Mammalia; Diprotodontia; Phascolarctidae
Gene: IL20RB
Product: interleukin 20 receptor subunit beta
Biological process (GO): cytokine-mediated signaling pathway
Cellular component (GO): plasma membrane
Molecular function (GO): interleukin-20 binding; cytokine receptor activity
Source: RefSeq, a predicted model, not a curated record
UUUACGGAACAAUUUGGCCACCACCAAAAUUCCAAGCUUUAUUCCAGAAAUCUGUACAUUGUACCAAUAAUGGCUAAGCAAGACAAGACACUUUAUUUGGGAAAUGACCAUUCAGAGCCAAGCUAAGCUUGGACCCACAGAAUGGUUCUGAAAGAAGCAUCGGCUAACCUGGUUGUAUGGCUUCUCUGUACCUUGAUUCCAACUUUGUUCACAGAUGAAGCUGUCCAUCUGCCAGCCCCUCCAGACCUUUCUGUACAUUCUACUAACAUGAAGCACAUCUUGACUUGGAGCCCAGUGACAAUCCCUGGAGAAACGGUGAAUUAUUCAGUUGAGUACCAGGGGGAAUAUGAAAGAUAUUAUACUAGUUCCACCUGGAUCCCCAGCAGUUGGUGUUCUUCCAUUAGUACCCCAGAAUGUAAUGUUACAGAUGACAUCACGGCCACUGUAGCUUAUAACUUUCGAGUCAAGGCAAUACUGGGCUCUCAGAGUUCAUCCUGGAGCACCCUGAAAGAGCUUUUCAAUCGCAACUCAACUGUCCUCACCUCUCCCAGAAUGAAAAUUAGCAAGGAUGGAUAUCAUCUAAUAGUGGAAUUUGAGGACAUGGGGCCAUAUUUUGAAUUCAAUGUUACUUAUUGGAAGAAGAGCCCCAAUUCUCAGAAAGAACUCUACAAGAUUGUGAGGGAAGGUGGCAGUCUAGUACAUCUGGAGACGAUGGAGGCAGGAGCUGAGUACUGCGUGAAAGCUCAGACCAUCGUGGAAGUUAUUGAGAGAAGCAGUACCUUCAACCAGGUGGAAUGUAUCAGAGCACAAGACGAAUUCCCUUUGCUGACUAUUGUCCUGGUCUCCUCUGCUGGUUUUGUACUGUUUCUAGUAGGUCUGCCUCUAUUCAUCUGGAAAACGAGCCAGUUGCUUCGAUACUCUUGCUGUCCUGUUGUUGUCCUUCCAGACACAUUGAAAAUAACAGAUUCACCUCAGAAGUUAAUAAGCUGUAAAAAGGAAGACAUUGAACCCUGUGAUAUCGUUGCACGGGUGAUCUAUCCAGAAGAGCUUUUUCGUUCAUGGAUCCAAGAGGCUUUAUAGAGGACUCUGGCUGAAAUACAGAUCAGCAGGACACCAGAAGCAGCCAGAGAAGAGGGCUUCACUUUUAGAAAAGUAAACAAGAGAACCAAGGAUAGAUAACCUGUGGUCUAUUUGCUUGGAACUAGCUGUAGACAGAAAUAGCUUCAGGAAGACUCUUACCAGAGAUAUCCUGGUAUCAUGGGAGGUUUGUUGGACUAGAGAUUGGAAGAUCUGGGCUCUAGUCCUGAUUCUGCUGCUAAGAAACUAUGUGAAUAUGGGCAAGUUACUUUCAUUCUCUGGGCCUCAGUUUUCUCAUCUGUAAAAUGAUGGGAUUGGACUAUAUGACCAUAUGAUUUUAUGAAACAGCAUUCUGACAUGCUAGUGAUAUGUUGACUUACAUGCUAGCCAAGCAAAAACUGGCAAAGGGAUCUUCUUCUACUUAACUACCUUCAUAAAUGCUCUUACCAUGAAUCCUGGAGAGUUGUGUCCUUUCAUAGACAUUCCCUACCCUUGACCAAUACAGGAGCUGCUUGAAUGGUAGCUAUGGAUAUAUUGACAUCCAUUUGGUCUUUUCAGGUAUUGAAAUAUGUUGGUCACAAUUUAUUAAUUUCCAGUCAUUGGUAUUAUCUUUAAAACUUCUUUUCAUUGAAAAGGGAAUGGUGAUUGCCACUAUUGUGGGUGCAUAAAAGCUGAGAGAACCAUUUGGAAGGACCUUUUUGAAAUGAAAUGCUAUGAGGACUUGGAACAGGUCCUGGUGAUGGUGGGAACUUGACAAGUGUCCAGGAAAGGGUUAAAUGGUUCAGGAUAGCAGCUUAUAUUCUUGCUCUUCCAUCCAUCACAGGUGCAUCUUUCUGACCAGACUGUAAGCUCUUUGAGGGCAGGAAUCACAUCUUGUUUACAUUUUUAUAUUUUUCAACACCCAGAGCAGGGAUCUGCACACAGAA